GAGCUGAAAAUGACAUCACUCCUGUGGCUAUGGCGGCUCCAGCGAGCGUCUCUCCAAAACCUGCUUGUGAGAUCGUCAAUGUGUGACUGAUUGCUUUCAGGGCAUGGCAGGAGGGUGUGUUCGAUGUCCACAAUGCAGAACCCUUUUGUUGGUGCCCGCUCCAAACAUCUUCCUGCGAUGUGGCGUCUGCAGUAUGCUCAUGAGCAUUGGAGCUAAUGGCAGCCAGCAAGAAGUGAAAAGCGUCAUCUUCGAGGACAAUGUCAACAGGCCGUCGAGUGCUGAAAACCAGUCGCCGCCACGAACGCCCCUGCCCCUGUUAGGCCCAGGCCCAUUUCCUCCUAGGCAGUUUGCUGCACCCCCCCAACCAGCCAUACCUCAGACACCGGGGUUUGUACCCCCCCCACAGGCCCCCUUUCCUGCGGCGGUUCGAGUGCACCAGCCACUGCAAACUCAGGCAGUGAACCCCCAGAUUCCGCCAUCAGGGGUACCGUCUUUUCUAGCUCAAGACGGGCUUUCCCCCAAGAGAACCUUUACCCCCCCAGGAGCGCUCCCGCUAGCUCAGCCGGCUUUGCGGGGUGAAUCGGAGGAAAGUCAGUCGGCCCCCAACGACGUGAAUAAUCUGGCAAAGCGCCAGAGCCUGCCGUUGGAAACACGCCAAGCGACUGGGUCGGAGGAAUCUGUACCCGCAUUCUUUGGCGAAGGUGCACCAGCUCUGCCCGGUUCUUCCGUGCAGCAAACAAGGAGGAUCGGGGCAACUCAGGAAAGUUCCCCUCAGGAACGUUCCCCUCAAGAUCCACAAGGGAUUGAGGAUCAAGUAGAAGAGAGGGAACGCUUUGACACCGCAAAUAGCAACACCGAGGAAUCGGAGGGGACACCUUUUCUGGGGCCUUCAGGUGAACCCCAGGAGUACCCUCAGAGCGCUGCGCAGAGGCAUCCCUUCUCUGUGUAUAAAGACCCCCAAGCAAACGUCAUCAACGGCGAGGAGUCAUCCACAGGGGCUGCACACAGGAGCCUUUCUCGGGAACACGGUCAGAUCGGUUCGCCCAGACCGCCCCCAAUACAAGUUCCCCCCCCAGGUUCGAUAAACCUCGCCCUUGACUCUUUAGGCUCCCGGCCUAAGUCCGCCCACGGCUCGCGGAGCCCUCAGGCGGCCGUACCCCCAGAGGAGCCUCUCCUGGAAGCACCAAACCCGGCGACUCAGAUUCCUGCGGCACCGCCCCCCGACCCGGCAACGCAGCUGCUUAGGACCGUUUCCAUUUCCCGACCGUCCCCCCGGACUCCACCCCCCCCUGCACUGCAACCCCCGCCGCAGUCGCAGGGAGUCCCCAGCCAGCCGUCCCUUUCACGGCAGCCUUCCCGCGCGAUGGCGUACCCGGGGGGCGCCGCGCUGACCUUCACGUGCGCCAGCUGCAACAACGCGCAGAUGCUGCCGGGGGCGCUCCCCCCCGGGGUGCACAACAUGCGGUGCGGCACGUGUGGGAGCAUCAACGAGGUCCAGAUCGCAGCCCCCCCCGCUGCGAUGCCACCCCCCGCUCCUGCUGUACCACCCCCCCAACCAUAUGGCGGUCAGCAGGGGGGGGGUUAUGGGCAGCAGCCAGUGUUAAGUCCAGGGAGUCAGGGCGGGGGGUACGGGACACCGCCGAGCCCCCCGGCGCAGAAUAUGCAGUGUGGGGCGUGCAGGACGCUUAUGAGUUUACCCCCCUUGGAACCGGGGGUGCACCAGUUGCAGUGCGGGGCGUGCCGCGCAGUGAACUCGGUUCCCAUUCAAGCGCCAGCGAUGCAGCCGCCCCCUCAGCUUUCCUCCUAUCCCUCCGGCCACUACAACGGGCCCAACCGGCCAGGGUCCGGGUCAUCUCUCAAGGAGAAGCUGAAGAAGAACUUCAAGAAGCACAUGGAGUUCCAAAAGUCGGGGGGCAACGCGGCCGCGCUCUUCCACCGCCCGGGGUCGGGAAACCCUCAGCAAUGGGCCCCCCAACAAGCGCAGCCGGGGUAUCAGCCGCCCCCCCAACAGGGUUACCAGCAAACCCCCCCGCAGGGUUACCAGCAACCAAGCCCCCAGGAGUACCAGCAAACCACCCCUCAAGGGUUCCAGCAAACAUCUUCACAGGGUUACCCGCAAACCCCUGCUCAAGGGUACCAGCAGCCAUCUCCGCAAGGUUACGGGGAGACCUCCCCACAGGGUUACCAGCAAACCGCCCCUCAACAACCUGCAGCGCAGGUUUACCAGCAACCCGCCCCCCAGGUUUACCAGCAAACCUCCCCCCAGGGUUACCAGCAAACCGGGCAGCCUGGUUACAUGCAACCAAGUCAAGUAGUCUCGCCUCAGUCCCCCAAGCCGCCAACUCAGCCAAGUUACGAGCAAACCCCUCAGCCUGCCUACGCCCCUGCUGCAAAGUCCAUGUACCAGCCCCAAGCGCAGCCCGUCUCGCCGCCGGCUUGUCAGCCACCCCCUCAGCCAGCUCCACAAACGUUUCCCGAGCCAGUCGUCCAGUCGGUUUACUCGUCAGAGAGUCAGCCGACUCACCAGCCCGUGGCCGUGCAACCAGUUCACGUUCAGUCGCCCCCUCAAGCAGUUUCCCCCGCACUGGCCCCCACCGCGCAAACGGCGGAUGUCGCCCAACCUGUCAUACAUCAACCCCCAGCGGUUGUGAACCCUCUCCCCUCUUCCCCGGAACCGGGCCUAGACGCCUACCUCGAAGCGCAGCUCAAGAUCGCGCAGUCGCCCCCUUCGUCAGCAGGCAGUGCGCGUCGGCCCGGCUCGUUACCAUACAGCACGUCCAAUCUCAGCACCCAGUCUGCGGACGGCCAGGCUGCGAACCCGCUCGGACAGAGGGCAUCGUCCGACGGUCCGGGGGCGGGGGAAACAUUGAGGGGCAUCGCACAGGAGCAGAGGGCCCCCUCAAACGGGAAUCCUCAGGCCGCGUAUGCAAACCCCGCUCAAAACCCAACCGCUGGGUUCUCCCCUGACGGGAAUGACAAGCAGCUGUCUCCCCCUGCUCGCUCUCCCCCCCCGCGGCCUUUGCAGUCUCCGCCUCCGGGAAAAUUGCAGUCCUUCGCUUGGGAGUACGUCUCGCCCCCGGGGGGGCAGGCUCUCCCCUCGGAAAAUCUCCAGUCCCGCGCCUGGGAGUACGUCUCGCCCCCGGGGGGGCAAGCUCCGGUCGAGCCGCCACCGCCAAAUGUCAUGCCACCGGUGCCAGCCGCCCGCGUGAGCCCCCCCCCAGCCUUUGGCCCCGCUUCGGUUGCCCACUCCACGCCAGUUUUCCACUUUGACCGACCCACUCAACCCCCGCCAAUGUCCCCCCCUCCGCAACUCAACCAAGCCUCACCGUUUGUCAACUCGCAACCAGACCCCCGACACGAAGCAAACAUCAUCUCCCCUGGGGGGCCAACUCCGUACCUGCCGCAGGCCCCCCCUCCUCCGCUUCACGCUUUCACACCGCAGCCAGCGCCAGUUACCCCCCCUCAACGUGGAAUUUACUCCCAGUCUAGCGACCAGUCGUCCCUAACCUCCUUCUCUUCCGCCGGAACCGGGCCCGUUAACACCGCCCCCCAGCAGUGGCAGCCGGACCCCAUGCUGGCCCCCGCGGCAAUGUGGGUGAAUGGGCACCGGCUGACGGAGGAGCUGACGUCAGCGGCGGAGGUCCUGGCGGGGCCGAUCGAGCGGGGCGGGUUCUACUGGUACGACCCCUUGGCGGGCUUCUGGGGGGAGUACGGGAAGCCGUGCCAGGGGAUCCUGCCGCCGGGCAUUCCGGAGUUCGACUUUCCGCUGCCGCCCGACGCCGCGGGCGGCACCACCGGGAUCUACGUCAACGGGCGCCAGCUGGCAGCUCGUGACUUGGCGAUGCUGCGGCAGAGGAAGUUUCCGCAGAAGGAGCGGAAACGGUACACGCUGGACAUUGGGGGGACGCUUAAGGACGAGGAGACCGGGAAACUGGUGAUCGAGCUGGGCAAGCUGGCGCAGAGCGUGGAGGAGAGCGGCGUCGGGAAGGGCAUGAAGAAGGCGCAGUUUGCGCCGCCCCCGCCGCCAGUGCAGGCGAAGCCCAAAGGGAAGGGCUGGGGCGACCUGCGGACCAUGCUCCAAAAGUGACCGCAGGAGCGACUGCUGUCCGCACAAAUGUGGGUUUUUCCAUGCUGAGCUUAGGAGGUAAUGAAUCGGAGAGUUUUGGCGAGACGGAAUGUGGAAAAGCGCCCUCGUUCUGACAAACGGUGAUUGCGGAGUUGGAUCAGAGUUGUAUCUGCUGCAGUAUUUAUUCCGAGGACUGUCCUGAGCACCUUUCACGACCACCUCAUUUGGCAUAUGCGUCUUGGGGAGAAGACGCGUGAACCUUGUGGACUAUGCCAGUUUUUGGAUCGAACCCAUCAUUGAUAGCACGCCAAUCACUUGCCAUUGACGGAGAGAUAGCUAAUUGGUGCUCUUUCCAAUUGUUGAAGAGCUUCGUACGCAUGUGGCAGUGAGCUAGUUUUGAAAAUAUACACCGCUACUACAAAUGUAGGUAGGAAGAGCAGUCGGAGACGGACCAUGUUUUCACACUUUGCCGGAGGUGCGAACGACAGUUUGAAGGGC
Molecule: messenger RNA, 4564 nt
Organism: Klebsormidium nitens
Lineage: Eukaryota; Viridiplantae; Streptophyta; Klebsormidiophyceae; Klebsormidiales; Klebsormidiaceae
Source: the annotation of a GenBank genome assembly